ACAGGACAGGACGGGACAGAGCGGUGCUGUGAGGAGCCCCCGCACAGCGCACUCGUUCCUGCCUGACCUGGAGCUUUUCUGAGGCCUUGUUCCUGCAGCUGACCUCGAGGCCAGAGCACAGGACCUGGUGACCUGUGGCCUUCCGAGGCUUCUGUUUGGCAGUGCCCUCGAGGGCAGAGCGUGGGACUUGGUGCCCUGAGCUUUUCCAAGUCAGCUGUCCUGCUACUAACUCCAGUCAUUGACAUGGAGCAGAGACCACCGAGUGUGCCCAAGCUGGCCUGGGUUGAGGAGGACGAAGGCGGCCCUGGAGCUGCCCCAGGACAGGAGACUGAAGAGGUGGUGCCAUUCCAUCCACCACAGGAGGAUGCAGCCGUGGAGCGCACACAGGAGCAGCAAUCCAGCCGUGGCCGCUUCCGCAGAACAGCGCAGCUCGUUUGCGACUUCAUCAAGAGUGUUCGGCAGGAAGAGGCCAGGGCUAUGGGCGCUGGGCUCAGGGCACACUCAGAGGUCCUCAAAUAUGAGACCAGUGCCGUCCUGCUAGAUUUGCUUGUGGAGAACGGUGCUUCCAAGCCAGAGCAAGUGCCCGCCAUGGUGAGGUACAUCCACCAGUGGCUCCUGGCCAAUGAUUCCGCCGAGCACAGGCUGGACAAGACCCUGCUGAAUCUCACCAAAGCACACCCGGAUGAUGCAGUAAUGACGCUCCUGCGUGUGGCCCCGUCCUGUGACAGAGCUGCUUGGACCAUGUGGAAAACCAUCAUGGGCUCAAGCAGGACUGCGGAGCUGGCACAGCUGGUACUCCUGGAUGUGCUGGGGAACUGGCCGGAGCACAGCACGUGCACCUCCGAUGGGGACAAAACGGGUGUCUUUGCCCUGGCUGCAACUCUGAUGAUGUGGAAGAUCCUCCAGGUGCGCUGUGUCCCCCGUAUAAUGAAGGUGUAUUUCCCACGCCUAUUUGUGCACCUGCUCUUCCAAGUGUUCUUCAGCACUCUGGAUAUGCCAGAGAAGGUGGAUACCUUCUGGAAGGGAUGCCAGGAAGAACACGGCCUUGCCACCAGCCCCAACAGGUUUGCAGUGCGGACCCUGAAGUCCCUGCUCUGCCAAAGGCAGUACAAGGAUGUGGUGGUGGCAAUGGAACGCAGGGGUGUCUGGAACACACUGCUGUGUGAUGAUACCCGCCACUAUGCCGUGGGUCUGCUGGCCAGGGAGAUGCGCCAUGCUCGUCUUGAAUUGUGUUCCAGUAUUGCACUCCACCUCCUCCAGCUGCUCAGCAGGGAGGAGCCACGCUGGGAUCUGGCCGCCCUGGCGUUCAUUGUGGAGGUCCUCGAGUGCCUGGAUUACAGUGAAUGUGCUGACAGUGUUGUGGAGGUCUCGUCAAGGUACCUGCAGAGCGAGUGCAGGGAGAGGCGUUGCCUGGCACUCAGGGCCCUUCUCGAGCUCAUUCACAAUCCCUCGAUGGCUGACAAAAUGUGGAGGCUGACUGAAAGCCUCAUGGAUCUACUGUGGGACAAUGAUGCAGAGAUAGCUGGGAUGACACUUGUCGCACUCAGCUUUAUAUUCUGGCGCAAAUACAGUCUGAUGUCAAGCCCUAUUGUCCUGCAGCUGGCUGAGGCACUCCUGCCACUCUUUGACCAUGAUAAUAGCCAGGUACAGCUGCUCUCCAUAAAACUUUUCCGAGACAUGAUGGAGGUUUUGGAAGAGAGAGAAAAACCUUUGGAAAGGGUUGUGCAUCAGAGUCUGCUGCCACUCUUCUUCCACUGCCAUGAUGAGAGUCAGCAUGUGGCAGAGGCUUCUCUGGAAACGCUGCUUUGUGCGGCCAGGUUCCUGAAGAGGAGAGAUAUCAAAAAGCUGGUGAAGGAGGAGAAACUGUGGAAGUUCAGCAAGUGUUUGGUGCAGGAAUUAGGUGGGUCCCAGCCAAAAACGUCAAACUGUAUCACACCCCAGAACGUGCUGAUGAGUCCAGAACCAAGGAAGCAAGUACGCAGACGUGAGCCGAGCAGAGGGAUCCCGGAUCACGCCUGACAUUCCUUGUUCAUCGGUGGAACCUGCAAACUCUGAUUUUGUGUUAAUGUUAUUUAUAAGUGUGUCAAUUGUAUGCCAAAUGUUUGUUUUGUAGAGCUGACUUUUGGCAAAAGUUUUGGUUUUUGCUUUUGUUGAAAACAAAAUUUUAAAAAUUGAUAUAUAUGUAAAGAUACUGCCAAAACGUGGCUCAUGGAUAAGAUGAAGAAAAUGCAAGGUGUGUUGGUAUUGGUGAGUUUUAAUUGUCUUUUGUUGUGGAGAUUUGCCUGUGGAACAAACAAAAACAAAUGUUUGGGUGACCUUGGCCAAGGCAGUCGGCUCAGAUACCAUAUGUUUGUCUAAUUCAGAACCAGAAAAACCUUUCUCAUCCUGUUUGGUUGGUGUGCCAGUAAAAGAGUUGCCUUUGGUCAAAAAACAAUCCAAUGGUAAGCCAGGUGAAAUUGACAAUGGAAACAAUCCCACAUUGAAUUGGAAUGUUUGGGCCAAAAAACUUCCCAGGGCAGCCUCUGAACCCCAAGAUUUGGAAAUCCUUGGUUCUUUAACAAUGGAUUUUUGCUUUACCUUCAUAGCUAGUGCUUGGUGAAAAGGUGAUCCCCCAAAGUUUAAUGUUACUCCCCAUUAUUUUGCAUACAGAAAUUUAAGGUUUUGGUUUAAUUUUUCAAAGAGUUGGGAUGUGCUUCCUGAGGCUGAGCUAUAUCCAGGGCAAUUGCCUAAGGGAUAUUGGUUCAUUUGUGGAGGCAGGGCUUGGCAAGGCAUUCGAGCAGACCUUGAAGGUGGCCCAUGUAGCAUUGGGAUCCUCACUGUAGUCGCACCCUCUGCUAAAGCGGUCAUGAAAAGGAAACAAAGGAAAACAAGAUCUGCUCAUCAUUACGAUGAGAACUGUCAGAGUGACUUCAUGCCUUGGAAAGCUGCAAGAAGGGUUUCAGCGGGUAUAGUUUUAUCCCAAUUGGCUUCAGCAGUGGCUUUGAAAGAAUUAGAUUGAGUUGGAUGUUGGCUAAGCAAGCAAACUAAUGCCACAUCCUCUGCCAUUAGUGAUAGGUUAAGGGAUGUUGAUAGUGUUAGACAUGCUAACCUUCAAAAUAAAGCAGCAAUUGACUUUCUUUUACUGGCACAAGGGCAUGGUUAUGAGGAAUUUGAAGGACUGUGUUGUAUGAACCUGUCCGAUCAUUUGGAAUACAAAAACUGAAAGAUUUGACAGCCCAAAUUAAAGAGGAUGGUAGAUCCUGAUUGGAUGAUCUGUUCCAAGAAUAGAGCUUUACACCUUAGCUAAGGCAACUUUGCAAGAUAGGUCUCUAUAUAUUGGGUGUUUUGGUAAUGAUGUUGAUAGUAAUCCCCUACAUACUUCAGUGAGUGCGACAGAUGAUGAACAAAACAGUCAGGGAAGUUUUGGCAUACAAGAGAGGGAAGUAGGAAGUAGAAGCAGAGAAAGUGUUCGAAAUCUCACAGAAAUGACAAAUGACGGUAUAGAAAUGGAAGAUGGUUUUGACAUAAGACCCUAAAACAGACAAGAGUUUUUUGAACAAUGACUUAUAAGUAUUGUCAGACGUGAUUCAUAUCUUUUCACUGACUGGGCCUUCACAGCAUUAAAUUGCUGUGCUGUAACAUAGCAAUGAUUAGUGUCCACAAGAACAAGUCUCAAGCAGAAAGUAAACAAAAGUAUUAUAGUAGAGCAAGUAGUGGACAACACGAUUUUGAAGAUUUCUUUUUGAGUCAACAGAGAGGGGGAAUUGUGGGAAUCCAUGGGAUUAGAGGAUUUUAGGAAAGCUGGGAAAAAGAAAGGCCUCAGAGCCAGUAAGGAGAGUGAAAUGCUAAAGCAGCAGAAAAGAUAUAUUGGCAGAAGCAAAGACAUGAGAAAUAGAGCAAUAAAGCUGUGUAGUUUAGCUUUCUAAGUUGCAAAAAGUAUAUUUUAGUAAAUAUUUAGAAGGUUAAAUAUGAAUGGGGCUCUAUGCUUUGUCUUUUAUAAACGAAUCAUUGUAUGAGAGAAAAAGCUGCUAUUGUUUUCACCAAAGCUACGUGUGCUUCAUGUGGUUGGAUAGAACUACUGUCAAUAUGCUUUUGCUCUAUGUAAUUGGCUGAAACUGGGUCUGAAACCGUCUUAUAAUCUGUUGCAACAUUAAGUUUCCUCGGCCUGCUGUCUGGAUAGCGAGCUGCUUGCAUCCAUCCAUUGCCACAGCCAUGUAAUGGGUCUGAUGCUUCUGAAAUAAACAGCUCACGACGCUAUU
Passer domesticus (house sparrow) is the source of this 4238-nucleotide messenger RNA. Its product is annotated as maestro heat-like repeat-containing protein family member 6. The transcript has 13 exons. Gene Ontology annotation, cellular component: cytoplasm. The record is from RefSeq and is a predicted model, not a curated record. NCBI's taxonomy places the organism in Eukaryota, Metazoa, Chordata, Aves, Passeriformes, Passeridae. The coding region runs from base 244 to 2019 and encodes 591 amino acids.